AUGCAUACUGAUGAAACUUUUCAUGCGCUUUCUCCAUUCCUUGUACAUAAAUUGAUUCUAUCUACCAUUGGUGAAGUAUCAGAUAUUAAGAAAACGCGUUCUGGCGAUCUCCUUAUUCAAACGAAAUCAAAAAAGCAAGCAGAUACUCUGAGUAAACUUACUACCUUAGGUUCAUGGCCAAUAAAAGUAUCUCUUCACAAGACAUUGAAUUUCUCACGGGCGGUUGUCUCGGAACAAUCUCUUGUACAACACUCUGACACAGAAUUAGUGAAAGAAUUACGAUCCCAGGGGGUCUGCGCCGCUCGUCGCAUUCAUGUUCGACGUGACGGACGUUUAAUUCCCACAAAGCAUGUUGUUCUUACAUUUGAAACGCCUGUUCUACCAAAAUUCAUACGUGCUGGAUAUUUGCGGUGUAACAUUCGUCCAUACAUACCUAAUCCUCUGAGAUGUUACCAGUGUCAGAGGUAUGGUCACUCUCGGCAAUCAUGUCGUGGUAAAAUGGUAUGUGGUAAAUGUUCUUCAUUGGAUCAUGAAACUAACACAUGCGAUUCAGAAAUAUUGAAAUGCCCUAACUGUGCAUGCGCUCAUGCAGCAUCUUCUAAAUUUUGCCCUAAAUGGCAAAUGGAAAAAGAAAUCCUAGCCAUUAAAAUAAAAAACAACAUAACCUUUAAAGAAGCCCGCCAAAUAGUCAAUGAUAGAAUGCCUAAGUCUGGUGUAUCGUAUUCCUCUCUUUUGAAAUCAAAACCAGAAAACACUAAUGUCGGUUCAACUCAAACCGAAGAAUUAUUAACGAAAAUUGUUUGCCCUCCUCUCAAAAAAUUACAACCUUUAAAAGCAAAUGUAACACAGACGAAAAAACUUCCAACUAAAACUGACUAUUAUGCAUCUAAACUUGCAACCCCUGUACAUACUAGUUCCAGUUGUACUUCACCUGUUGCAGCUGUUGCUCUACAUACAGACCCUGAAGUAUGCAGUAAUAACAAACCGACGAAAGAACUCCGAAAAAAAUUAAAAUCUUCUGGUAUUACCAAUCAACUUCCGCCUGAUGAACUUUUAUCUAUUAAUCCAUCCUCUUCAGACCUCUCUGAAAUGGAUAUGGAACCUUCUACGCAGCUCGAUGAUGUUACUGCAGGCAAAGUUAAGAAAAAAUCUCAACGUAAACGCUGA
Messenger RNA from Argiope bruennichi, 1167 nucleotides. RefSeq lists its product as uncharacterized. The record is from RefSeq and is a predicted model, not a curated record. Gene Ontology annotation, molecular function: zinc ion binding; nucleic acid binding. The transcript has a single exon. The coding region runs from base 1 to 1167 and encodes 388 amino acids. Lineage: Eukaryota; Metazoa; Arthropoda; Arachnida; Araneae; Araneidae.